Xenopus tropicalis (tropical clawed frog) is the source of this 2594-nucleotide messenger RNA. It is a transcript of the gene clptm1l, whose product is annotated as CLPTM1-like. Gene Ontology annotation, cellular component: membrane. The record is from RefSeq and is marked provisional. Lineage: Eukaryota; Metazoa; Chordata; Amphibia; Anura; Pipidae.
GACCGAUUUUGAUAUUGGUGUUAAUAUGAUCAAAUCAUACCAUUGUUUUGUUCUUACUUUUAUGCAGGGUUUGUUUUUCUGUACACCUGGAUAUCUAUUUGCGUUGCUGUAGUACUGUACUGUCUGUGCAAUGCUGAACAGGAGCUCUUUCACCACCCUGGUGGUGGGUGUUUUUAUCGUAUAUGUGGUGCAUACAUGCUGGGUGAUGUAUGGUAUUGUUUACACAAAGCCUUGUGAAAGUCACAGUGACAACUGCAUCAAGCCAUACCUUUCAAAAAGGCCCAAACUACAGCUAAGUGUAUACACAACAACAAGGACUACAAUUUCUGCAGAGAAUAAUGUUGAUUUAGUUCUGAAUGUUGACAACUUUGAUGUGGAUUCAAAAUUUGAAAGAACUGUCAAUGUUACUGUACCGAAGAAAACUAGAAACAAUGGUACCUUGUACGCAUAUGUAUUUCUUCAUCACGCUGGAGUCUUGCCUUGGCAUGAUGGGAAGCAGGUGCAUAUAUUGAGCCCACUUACUACGUAUAUGAUUCCCAAACCAGAAGAGGUUAAUUUGAUAACAGGGGAAACAGGUACACAGCAAAUUGAUACUGAUAAGAAAAAGGAAACGUAUGCUUUGGAUGAGCCUGUCUCACACUGGAGAUCUCGACUGACGCUGAAUGUUAUGGUAGAGGAUUUUGUUUUUGAUGGGUCUUCUCUUCCUGCUGAUGUUCACAGAUACAUGAAAAUGAUACAAUUGGGAAAAUCUGUUUAUUAUCUUCCCAUAAUAUUUAUUGAUCAGUUAAGCAACAGAGUGAAAGAUUUAAUGAUGAUAAAUCGUUCAACUACAGAGCUCCCCCUCACUGUGUCAUAUGAUAAAAUAUCGUUAGGAAAGCUUCGAUUUUGGAUCCACAUGCAAGAUGCUGUAUACUCUUUACAGCAGUUUGGGUUUUCAGAAAAGGAUGCAGAUGAAGUUAAAGGAUUAUUUGUUGACACAAACCUAUACUUUCUGGCACUUACGUUUUUUGUUGCAGCUUUUCAUCUUCUAUUUGAUUUUCUUGCAUUUAAAAAUGAUAUCAGCUUUUGGAAAAAGAAGAAAAAUAUGGUUGGAAUGUCUACAAAAGCAGUACUGUGGCGUUGCUUUAGCACUGUGGUAAUAUUCCUGUUUUUGCUGGAUGAACAAACAAGUUUAUUGGUACUUAUUCCAGCAGGCAUUGGAGCUAUUAUUGAGGUAUGGAAAGUUAAGAAAGCUUUGAAGAUUUCCUUUCGGUGGAAUGGGCUGAUGCCAGAAAUAAAGUUUGGCGCUCACAGUGAAUCUGAACGAAAAACAGAAGAAUAUGACACACAGGCCAUGAAGUACUUGUCAUAUUUAUUAUAUCCACUCUGCAUUGGAGGAGCAGUUUAUUCACUUUUGAAUAUCAGAUAUAAAAGCUGGUAUUCUUGGUUGAUUAACAGCUUUGUUAAUGGAGUUUAUGCAUUUGGAUUUCUCUUCAUGUUACCACAGUUGUUUGUAAAUUAUAAGAUGAAGUCUGUCGCACAUUUACCUUGGAAAGCAUUUACAUAUAAAGCAUUUAAUACAUUUAUUGAUGAUGUAUUUGCUUUUAUUAUCACAAUGCCAACAUCGCAUAGACUGGCAUGCUUUAGAGAUGAUGUGGUGUUUCUAAUAUAUCUUUACCAGAGAUGGCUUUAUCCUGUGGAUAAGAGUAGAGUGAAUGAAUAUGGUGAAUCUUAUGAAGAAAAGACGAAAAGGAAGCCACAUAUAAACUAGUUAUGACUCACUUGGGCUACAUCAUAUCCCAUACUUGAAAGAUACUUUAAAGAGUGCUACAAAGGAAGUUGUUAACAACGAGUAUUUCUGAAAGAACUUUCUCAACAAUAUAUAAUCUACAUUGCCAAAUUCCUGGAAUGUUUCCUUAAAAUUAUUCCCAUUACUUUUUCCUGUGUCUGUACAAAGUAAUGAACCAAAAUAUAUACAUUUUGGUUUGACACUUCUGAAGUUUAUCUUUAACUUUGUGAUAUCUUGAUUGCCACCAAUAGUGCCCAGGGACUAUACAUUCCAUCAGAAAUGUUUACUUUGGUCCAUUGAUUAAGGCCAAAUGUACAUACUAGGUAAGUUAAACUAAGGUCCAAAAAGCUGAACUGUACUACUACUAUAUGAAUUUAAGGGACCAGAAACACCAAAAAUGAAAAUUAUUCAUUUGCAUUGACAUACAGUUUACUAUGUUACUUUGAUGCUUAAAUCCUGGUCUCCUUAUUGAGCCAUUUUUUAUAUACUGUAUACACAAACCCUACUGGUUCAGUCCCAGAACCCAGUUUCCCAGUUUUCUUUUGAGCAUUAGAUAAUAAAUGUUCAUGACCAUAGCCCAGGAGCCCUGUGAAGUAAAUGUAAAAGUAUUUUAAAUGACGUUAUUUUGUUUUCUAGAACUGAAAGCAGACUGUGUAUAAUAUGUAUAAAUGCAUAUGGAACAUUUUCAUUUUUUGUGUUGUAAUUUAUUAAGCAAGUUCUUGGAAAAUGCUUUCAUGUACUUCUUGAAUUACAUUUUGUACCUUGUCAGAUCAAGAAAUGGAAAACUGGAAAUUAUUGAAUUAGAUAUUAAAUAUAAUGAAGUAAA